This is a messenger RNA of Adelges cooleyi (spruce gall adelgid), 1427 nucleotides long. RefSeq names its product Golgi to ER traffic protein 4 homolog. The transcript has 8 exons. The record is from RefSeq and is a predicted model, not a curated record. Gene Ontology annotation, molecular function: protein binding. Gene Ontology annotation, cellular component: cytosol; BAT3 complex. Bases 188 to 1156 code for a protein of 322 amino acids. Gene Ontology annotation, biological process: protein insertion into ER membrane. NCBI's taxonomy places the organism in Eukaryota, Metazoa, Arthropoda, Insecta, Hemiptera, Adelgidae.
AAUACUAUGGUAAUAAUUGACCUACAAUAACAAUAAAUGAAUUCGUGUCUAAAUUAUUAUAGGUGUUUUGUAUAUUAAUUAAGCACAUUGAGAUACUAUUAAUUGCAUUGUCGUAAUAGAACUAUAAAAUGUUCGAUUGUUGUAGUUAAGCUUUUAUGGUUGAUUGAAAUACGCCACAAGAAAAACAAUGACGGCUAGGAUGGACCCUAAUUACAUCAUCAGUCGUGUGCGUCGUACUCUUGACAAUUCUUUGAGAGAUGAAAACUAUUACAUGGCACAUCAAUUGUAUAAAUCACUUUAUUCUAGGUAUUUAGCUAUACAAAAAAAAGGAGAUGCUAUAAGAACUCUGUUUGAAGGAGUUAUUGUUUUACUUGACAAACAUCAGAAUGUUAGUGCUAUUGAUUUAUCACAAGUAUUUGCUAAAUCUUUAUCUACACAUCGUAUUCUUCCUAAUGAUGACAUUUUUGAAUAUAUUAAAAAUAUGUUCAAAAAGUUUGGACCCUCAUUAAGUUCAGAGCGCGACGCUAUGUUAACCACAAUUCUUCAGUGGACUAUUGACUUCUGUCCAGAAUUUCCACAUGGCCAUCCAAGUUUACACAAAUUGAUUGGAUUUGUUUAUUGGUCAGAGACAAAUUAUUCUUCAGCACAAUAUCAUUACUUAAGAUCAACUGAUGGCUUAGGAUUUGCUGCAAUGUUAGUAGAGUUGCAUAAAACUCGAGGUUUUAAACAAGAAGUAGAUUUAUUUAUUGCACAAGUAGUACUGCAAGGUUUAUGUGUUCGCAACAAAGUUAUAGCACAAUCCACAUUUCAAUCUUAUACUAAAUUACAUCCAGCAAUCAAUGACAAACCUCCGUACAUAUUACCAUUAUUAAACUUUCUAUGUUUUCUUUUGAAAAUUUUAGACAGUGGCAAAUUGAAGACAUAUGUAGUGCUCUGUGAACAGUAUCAAACAUCAUUAACAAGAGAUCCAAGCUAUACAGAGUAUUUGGAUAAGAUUGGGCAGUUGUUUUUUAAUGUUAAGCCAGUUGAAAGAAGACCUAGACAACCUAAUGGACUAUUAGGUAAUUUACUAAGUUCACUAAUGAGUGACUGUGAUCAUGAUGCAGAACCACGUCCUUCUUCAUCACGUCCAAUGGAUGUAGAACCAUUAGAUUAACUUGAAAUACAUUUCUUUUUUUUAUUAAAAUAAUAUAUGUUUUAAAAUAAUUUAUAAUACGAGAAACUAAAAAAUUGUUUUAUGCAAAAUUUACCAAGGUGUUGAUCAGUAAGCAUUUAUGUUAUUUCUUUUAAUUUAUUGUAUGCAAUUGUAAACAUAUUUAAUAUUGGUGUUGCUUAAUUUUUAAAUUCAUAAAUUAUAGUCUUAACAGUUGUAAAUUAAUAUGAGCAUAACACACAUUUGCAAACAAUAAAAAUUGUAUAUCUAAUAA